Messenger RNA from Annulohypoxylon truncatum, 2536 nucleotides. RefSeq names its product catalase 3 precursor. Gene Ontology annotation, molecular function: heme binding; catalase activity. The transcript has 6 exons. Gene Ontology annotation, biological process: hydrogen peroxide catabolic process; response to oxidative stress. Gene Ontology annotation, cellular component: cytosol. Bases 318 to 2498 code for a protein of 726 amino acids. The record is from RefSeq and is a predicted model, not a curated record. NCBI's taxonomy places the organism in Eukaryota, Fungi, Ascomycota, Sordariomycetes, Xylariales, Hypoxylaceae.
CCUAGCCUGUAGAUGGAAUAUCUAGAAGCGGAAAUUUAAAGAGUCUAUGUUGGAUGGAAUGUUUGUAAUGUAAGCUUCCUGGUUACUGAGAACCAAGUCGCGUCUGUACUAGAGCCUCAAGCAACCCUUGGAGUCUACGUACCGAGACUUUUGUAUGUAACAUCAGCCUUUGUCUUACUUAUUAUAAACACCCCGUGGGACCCUCCCUUUCCACGCGAAGUCGCCUCUACUACACCUCUCAGAAUCUUUGCCCUAUCCCAAGGUCUCUUCCCACAUACCUACAUCUUAUAGGAGUUGGGAUCACCAAAUAAGGCAAUAUGGGUCGCAUUCUCACUCACGCUACCCUCCUUGGGCUUCUGGGGCUUGUCUCCGCGGGCUGUCCCUUUGCCGACCCUAGUGGGCUUCAUGCCCGAGCAGACGGUGGUGACACUGACCCAGUGCUCGGCGCUAUGGUGGAUGAUAGCAACGGCUACUUUACUGACGACGUUGGUGGACAAAUCCAAGAACAAGACAGCCUGAGGGCCGGCGAAAGAGGUCCUACACUAUUAGAAGACUUCAUCUUUCGCCAAAAGAUACAACAUUUCGAUCAUGAGCGGGUCCCUGAACGAGCAGUCCAUGCGAGAGGUGCUGGCGCUCAUGGAACAUUUACAAGUUAUGGUGAUUGGAGCAACCUGACAGCGGCCUCGUUCUUAGGCACUGCUGGCAAAGAGACGCCUGUCUUCGUACGAUUCUCUACUGUAGCAGGAUCCCGGGGAAGCGCUGACACGGCUCGUGAUGUUCACGGCUUUGCAACGAGAUUCUACACGGAUGAAGGCAAUUUUGACAUUGUUGGGAAUAAUAUCCCGGUGUUCUUCAUUCAAGAUGCGAUUAGAUUCCCAGAUCUAAUCCAUUCGGUGAAACCAAGCCCUGACAGCGAGAUACCGCAAGCUGCUACCGCUCACGACUCAGCUUGGGAUUUCUUUUCUCAACAACCUAGUACUCUUCACACUCUCUUCUGGGCUAUGGCUGGUUUUGGUAUCCCGCGAAGCUUUAGACAUAUGGAUGGCUUUGGUGUUCACACAUUCCGUCUUGUCAAGGAUGAUGGUACUUCCAAGCUUGUAAAAUGGCAUUGGAAGACAAAGCAAGGAAAGGCCAGUUUGUAUUGGGAGGAAGCUCAAAUUCUUUCUGGGAAGAACGCUGAUGCCCAUCGACAAGACCUGUUUGAGGCGAUCGAGGCCGGCAAUGGUCCCGAGUGGGAGCUCGCUGUUCAAGUAGUGGACGAGGACCAGGCUCUCGCAUUCGGGUUUGAUCUGCUCGAUCCCACUAAGAUUCUCCCUGAGGAGUAUGCCCCACUCCAGAAACUAGGCGUUAUGAAGCUGCACACAAACCCGACGAAUUACUUCGCCGAGACCGAGCAGAUCAUGUUCCAGCCCGGACAUAUUGUUCGAGGCGUCGAUUUCACCGAAGAUCCUCUACUCCAAGGUCGUAUCUUCUCCUACCUGGACACUCAGCUGAACCGACACGGUGGUCCAAACUUUGAGCAACUUCCUAUCAACCGACCAGUCGUCCCAAUUCACAACAACAACCGUGAUGGUGCCGGUCAGAACUUGAUACAUAAGAACAUUCACGCCUACUCUCCUAACAGCCUAAAUGACGGCUACCCGCAGCAAGCAACACAAAGCAACGGCCGAGGCUUCUUCAGUGCGCCUAUCCGCAGCACUACGGGCAAGCUCGUGCGCGGGCUAUCGUCUACCUUCGACGAUCAUUGGUCUCAACCACGGCUAUUCUACAACUCACUCACGCCUGUAGAGCAGCAGUUCCUCAUCAAUGCCAUCCGCUUCGAGACCAGCCACCUGACCUCCACCACGGUGAAGCAGAACGUGCUAACCCAGCUCAACAAGAUCAGCAACGACAUCGCGGUCCGCGUCGCCACGGCGCUAGCCUUGGAGGCCCCGGCCCCGGACGACACGUAUUACCACGACAACACGACGGCGGGGAUCAGCAUCACCAACGUCACACUACCGACGGUCGCGACGCUAAAGGUCGGCAUCCUAGCGAGCACCAGCAAGGCCAACGGCACGAGCGCGCUCGACCAAGCCCAGACCCUGAAGACGCGGCUCGCGAGCGAGAACCUGACGGCGACGGUGGUGGCCGAGAGCCUCGUCGCCGGCGUCGACAAGACGUACAGCGCGGCGGACGCGACGGACUUCGACGCCGUGAUCGUGACGUCGGGCGCCGACGCCGCGGGCCUGUUCGCGCUGACGGCCGCCGGCAGCAUCAACCCGCUGUACCCGCCGCUCCGGCCCCUGCAGAUCGCGAACGCGGCGUACCUGUUCGGCAAGCCCGUCGCGUACUUCGGCGGCGCGGCGCCGAGCAAUCCGCUCGUUGCGGGAGGGUUCGAUCCGCAAGUCGACGGCGUGUAUGCUAGCGCGGAUGUGGAUACCCUGGCUUCGGGGUUGGUGGAUGGGUUGAAGACGUAUAAGUUCACGGGGAGGUAUCCGGUGGAUAAGACGACGUGAAUGAUUUAAUGCCUGAGUGAAUCCCGGCAGAGUAAGGG